AUGCCUAUUUCUGUCGCAGCCGAGGGUGGCGGGGCUCCGGUCCACGGGGAUGAUGUGCCUCUCGUUAUCGACGGCAAUGAAGUCUUGUCCGACGACACCUUCGACGUGGUCAACCCAGGUACGGGGGCUGUCAUACACAAGAGCUCGAAUGCCCAUGUGUCCCACGCGCAAGCGGCUGCCCAUGCUGCAGAAAGGGCUUUUGAGUCUUGGAGCCAGACGACACCUGCUCGGCGUCGAAACAUCUUCCUAGCGGCCGCCAAUAUUGUCGAGAAGCGUUCGUCAGAGUUGAAGGAGUACAUGAUGCAGGAGACCGGCAGUGACGAGGGAUGGGUAGAGUUCAAUAUGUACCUUGCCAAGGAGUGUCUCCUUGACUGUGCAAGUAGGAUUACUGCAAUCGAAGGGAGGAUACCGAGUCCAAGCGACCCGACCACGGGCGCGCUCGUUGUGAAGGAGCCCUACGGCGUUGUUCUGGCCAUGGCACCCUGGAACGCCCCCUAUGCGCUAGGCUUCAGAGCCGUCGUGUGGGCGAUUGCUGCGGGUAACACUGUUGUCUUCAAGGGCUCGGAGCUGAGCCCUCGCUCGCUCUGGGCUGUUGCUUCAGUGCUUCAAGAAGCGGGGCUCCCCAAUGGCGCUAUCAAUUUCAUCACCUGCAACCCGCAGAAUGCCCCAGAAGUUACCAAGACCCUGAUCAGCAACCCAAUCAUCAAGAAGAUCAACUUCACCGGCAGCACAGCCGUGGGUCGCAUUGUCGCCGAAUGGGCCGGCGCAAACCUGAAACCCCUUCUCCUCGAACUGGGUGGUAAAGCACCGGCUAUCGUAUGCGAAGACGCUGACCUUGACGUCGCAGCUAAGCAAUGUGCGCUGGGAGCAUUCAUGUAUGCGGGACAGAUCUGUAUGAGCACCGAGCGUAUCCUAGUCCACAAGUCGAUCCGCCCGGAUCUGGAAGAGAAGCUGAGGGAAUGGACGUACAAUCUUUUUGCUUCGCAGAGCGACAGCCCUGUCCUGAUCGCAGACCGAGCGGUGGCCAAGAAUCAACGUCUGGUCCGGGACGCCUUGGCCCAGGGCGCAUCACUGGUGUGUGGUGAUGUGGAUGCUAUCGAAUCAACCAAGACACAGCUGCGGCCCAUAAUCAUUAGCAACGUCAAGCCCGACAUAGAAGUCUAUAUAACCGAGUCUUUCGGCCCAACAGUCUCCAUCAUUGAGUUUGAGACCGAGGAGGACGCCCUAGCCAUUGCAAACGAUACUGACUACGGCCUCUCUUCAGCCAUCUUCUCUCGCGAUCUGCGAAGAGCUUUGAGGCUUGCUAAGAGGAUAGAGACAGGAGCUGUACAUAUUAACCGCAUGACUGUUCAUGAUGAAUCAGCCCUACCGCAUAGAGGUGCCAAGUCCAGCGGCUUCGGGAGAUUCAAUGCAGGGAUGGAGGAAUGGGUACGGACUAAGAAUAUCACGUAUGAUUUAUGA
Molecule: messenger RNA, 1461 nt
Organism: Ilyonectria robusta
Lineage: Eukaryota; Fungi; Ascomycota; Sordariomycetes; Hypocreales; Nectriaceae
Product: Aldehyde/histidinol dehydrogenase
Exons: 2
Coding region: 1-1461 (486 amino acids)
Molecular function (GO): succinate-semialdehyde dehydrogenase (NAD+) activity
Source: RefSeq, a predicted model, not a curated record